AUGCAGAUGCUAACAAAGUUUGAGUCGAAAAGCAACCGAGUCAAAGGCAUCUCGUUCCACACCAAGAGGCCCUGGAUAUUGGCCUCUCUUCACAAUGGCUGCAUUCAACUGUGGGAUUACCGAAUGGGCACUUUGAUCGAGAGAUUUGAGGAGCAUCAAGGACCUGUGCGUGGUGUUGCAUUCCACUCUACACAGCCGCUGUUUGUGUCUGGCGGUGAUGACUACAAAAUCAGAGUCUGGAACUACAAGACGAGAAAAUGCCUAUUUACACUAAAUGGCCAUUUGGAUUAUGUUCGCACAGUAUACUUUCAUCAUGAACACCCCUGGAUCAUUUCAGCUUCAGACGAUCAAACCAUUCGCAUUUGGAACUGGCAGUCCAGAAAAUGCAUUGCCAUCUUGACAGGCCACAAUCACUAUGUAAUGAGCGCACAGUUUCACCCAACACAGGACUACAUAGUGUCUGCUUCGAUGGAUCAGACAGUGCGUGUGUGGGAUAUCUCGGGUUUAGUCAAGAAAAAUAGGGCUGGUCCUGGCACAAUACCCUCCUUGAAUGACCCCUUUGGUAGAUCCAGUCUUCAGGCAGAUGGGUUUGGGAUCAGUGAAGUUACAGUAAAGUACAUUUUGGAAGGACAUGAUCGUGGUGUCAACUGGGCAACAUUUCACCCUACGUUGCCACUGAUCAUCUCUGGCAGCGAUGAUAGACAAGUUAAAUUGUGGAGAAUGAGCGGCAACUGCCGUGGUUCAACAAACAAUGUAUGGGGCGCCAUCUUCCACCCUCGACAAGAUCUCAUCAUUUCAGCAGGAGAGGAUAAGGCCAUUCGUAUGUGGGAUCUCACCAAAAGAACAGCUGUAUCUUCAUUCAAGAGAGACCACGAUAGGUUUUGGGUAUUGACAUCUCAUCCCGAGCUGAACCUCUUUGCAGCGGGCCAUGACAAUGGCUUGAUUGUGUUCAAGUUGGAACGCGAGAGACCAGCAUUUCAAAUCAGUCAAAACCAACUUUUUCACAUCAACAAGAAGAUUCUGCAAGUGCAAGACGUUCAUGAUGCCUCCAAAAGCCAAGAGCUCUUGAAUCUCAGUAAAUUGGGGUCAAAGUACGUACCUCCUAGAACAUUAUCAUACAACCCUGCGGAAAAAGCAGUGUUAGUGACCACAUCUGAAGACGGAGGCUUGUAUGAAUUGUACAAACUACCCAAAAAUGCAUCUGCUGGAGCCCUUGGAGAGCCUUACGACGAAUCAAAGCGAGGAGCAGGCUAUAAUGCCUUAUUUAUUGCUCGCAACCGAUUUGCCGUCUUUGACAAAGUGCACCAACAGAUUGAGAUUCGAGAUUUAUCCAAUGCAGUGACUAAAUCAUUCAAAGUACCAGUGGCAGGCGUAACAGAUAUAUUCCAUGCUGGCACUGGAUCGUUGGUUUUGACUACUGCAAACAAGGUCAUUCUAUUUGAUAUUCAACAACGACGUAUCUUUGCAGAAUUACCGGUUCCUACUAUCAAAUAUGUCAUCUGGUCCAAUGACUAUUCCAUGGCAGCGCUGUUGAGCAAACAUACCAUCACGCUUAUCGAUAAAGACCUGAAACUGCUUUGUCAAAUCCACGAAACGAUUCGUAUCAAAAGUGGUGUUUGGGAUGAAUCAGGUGUGUUUCUGUAUUGCACUUUGAAUCACAUCAAGUAUGCUUUGCCUCAGGGUGAUCAUGGUAUUAUCCACACCUUGGACCAACCCGUCUACAUGGCCUCUGUCAAGGGGAAAUCGCUCUUGGUGCUUGAUCUCGAAGGCAAAGCUGUCAAAUUGGCCAUUGAUCCAACUGAGUACAAGUUUAAAUUAGCACUCACGCAUCGCAAAUACGAAGAAGUGCUAUACAUCAUUCGCCAUUCCAAUCUGGUAGGCCAGGCCAUCAUCGGUUAUCUGCUACAAAAGGGAUAUCCUGAAAUCGCACUGCAUUUUGUCCGUGAUGACCGCACUCGGUUUGAAUUAGCCCUCGAAUGCGGUAAUUUGGACGCUGCCAUGGAAACUGCACAAAAGCUAAACACCAGAGAGAACUGGGAAAAGCUGGGAUCAGAAGCACUGAAGCAUGGAAAUUUCAAAAUGGUGGAAUUAGCAUAUCAACGUACCAAAAACUAUGAUCGUCUUUCGUUCCUUUAUCUUGCCAGCGGUAAUGAAACCAACCUGCGUCAAAUGAUGAAGAUUGCAGAGCUGCGCGCCGAUCCAACGUCUCGAUUCCAGAACGCCAUGUAUUUAGGUGACAUGACGGAACGCAUCCAAGUUUUGCAAGAUGUUGGACAAAUACCAUUGGCUUACAUGACAGCAAGGUCUCAUGGUCUCUAUGAACUAGCACAAUCUAUUUUAGCAAGAGCAGGAAAGACGGAAGAGGAUAUUGAAUUGCCCAAUCACCAUGCCAAUAGUGCUACACCUCACCUCCUGCAAUCGGUUACACCUCUGCAAGAUCAUAAUUGGCCAUUAUUAACUGUAUCAAAAAGUUUUUUUGAGGGCAUAUUUGCCGCAAACAACAACAAUAGUCAAAAGCAUACAGCCACGCCCAUGCCAGCAUUCAAUUAUGACCAAGGCAUCGACGGCAUUGAGAAGGCAGAGGGUGAUUGGGGAGAUGAUGAUCUCUUGGGCAUCCCAUCCAACAAGAAGCAUCAAGAGUUGCUGCAAGACGACCACGAUACCUACAGGGAAGAUCAAGACGAUGAUGAGGGAGGCUGGGAUGAUGAUGAUGAUGAUGAUAUUCACGCUGAAAUCACUGCUGAAAUCAGCAACGUUGCAGCCAAAGAGACGGCCGAAUUUGUUGUUCCAGCUGCAGGCUUCAAUGAGGCCUUCAUGUGGAUACAAGCAUCUCCUUUGGCUACAGACUGCAUCUCUGCUGGAUCUUUCGAAACAGCCAUGCAGAUUCUGAAUAGUCAAGUGGGCGUCGUCCAGUUUGCGCCACUCAAAUCAUACUUUUUUACCGUGUACCAAGCGUCUCGUGCUCUUGUGCCUGCCAUUGCUUCCAAUCCAUCCUUGUACGUCUAUUUGCGCCGUUAUGGAGCAAGUGCUCGAAAUAGUCGUCCAGCUGCUGCCUACAACUUUCAGAACCUAUUAACUGUACAACUUCAACUUGCGUACAAAUACUUUACCAGCGGAAGAUUGCCAGCUAGUGCCACUCAAUUCAAGGCUUUGCUGCAUUCUGUCUUGUUUACUGUUGUUGAUUCUCAAUCAGAGGUAGAUGAAGCCAACCAACUCGUGCAAAUAUGCCGCGAGUAUGCGAUGGGUCUGGCGAUCGAGCAACAACGUCGAUCAAUUGCAGCUAACGAUCCGAACAAUACAAAGCGAGCGCUGGAAUUAGCUGCUUACUUUACACAUUGUCAAAUGCAACCACCCCAUUUGCAAUUAGCUUUACGUCAAGCUGCUAGACAGGCAUUCAAGCUCAAGAAUUUCAGUACGGCAAGUCAUUUUUGCACAAGAUUAUUGGAGCUAGCUCCAUCCAAAAAGAUUGCUGAUGAGGCACGACAAAUCUUGGCUGUUUGCGAGAGAAAUUUGGGGGACGAAGUGCAGCUUGAUUAUGAUCAAUACAACCCUUUCGUUGUAUGUGGUAUAACCUAUACCCCUAUUUUCAAAGGGUCACCCAAGAUAGCAUGCCCUUUUUGUCAGGCCUCUUAUAAACUUGAAUUCAAAGACAAGAUAUGUACUGUUUGUGAAGUCUCUCAGAUUGGAUUUGCUGGAUCUGGCCUUCGCGUGAUGAUUUAA
Mucor velutinosus is the source of this 3720-nucleotide messenger RNA. RefSeq names its product TFIIH complex serine/threonine-protein kinase subunit kin28 (gene KIN28). Gene Ontology annotation, molecular function: structural molecule activity; protein binding. Gene Ontology annotation, cellular component: COPI vesicle coat. The record is from RefSeq and is a predicted model, not a curated record. The coding region runs from base 1 to 3720 and encodes 1239 amino acids. The transcript is spliced from 8 exons. NCBI's taxonomy places the organism in Eukaryota, Fungi, Mucoromycota, Mucoromycetes, Mucorales, Mucoraceae. Gene Ontology annotation, biological process: intra-Golgi vesicle-mediated transport; endoplasmic reticulum to Golgi vesicle-mediated transport; intracellular protein transport.